AGGCACAAAUCCCGGGACAGAAUUGUACCCGAGAUUGAAAGUGCCACAGAAGAUUCGGAAGACCAGGUUAUUUCUGUUCAUCCUCGUGUCGUCGUUAAGAGAUCAUCAGCAUCUCAACGUAGGCCAGCACAUCAAUCGAGAUCCCCAAGUCGUGCCCCGCCACAUCAUCGAGGUCUCGAGGUGCGUAGCGAGGCGUACACCAGUUUCGCUCCAAAACGGUAUGUAGGCAUGAUGCUGCUAUUCUCGAGCGCCCUUGAUGACCAGUUACGUCUCUAGUACUCCUAAAAAGUAUUAUCAUUCGGACGUUUCGUAUUCCGGAAAGCUACCAUUCUCGCGAUCACGAGCAACGUCGGCGUCACGUGUGACAUCUUAUAGUGUAGGCUCUUCAUCAAAGCCGUCACUCGGCAAGUUUUUCCAGACGUCCUCCCUCCCACAGUCUUACGAGAUGGACUCCAAGAUCGGUACGUGCGUAGCAUGUAAUGAUGGCAUUUCAACCAAGAAACUAGCGAGGCUUAAGUGUGGGCAUCGAUGGUGUGACAAAUGUUUGAAAAGACGCUUCAAGGUGUCAAUCGAAGAUGCUCAAAACAUGCCUCCGAAGUGCUGCACCGACGAUAUCAUCCCACUCAAGCACGUCAAUGACUUGUUUAACGAUGAUUUUAAAAGGUCCUGGAAUGAAAAGUUCGCGAGUUUUCUUAACCGAGAUCGGAACUACUGUCCCAGAGCAAAAUGCCGAGAAUGGAUUCGGCCGGCGGAUCUUCGCCAUCACAACAAUGGCCGCACUAGCGCUACCUGCAGGAAAUGCCAUACUGAGAUAUGCGGCCUAUGCUAUAAGAAAUGGCACAAAUCGAGGCGUUGCCCCGUAGAUGCAGAUACGGCCCAAUUUGAGAGAGUCGCGAAAGAGGCAGGUUGGAAACGCUGUUUCAACUGCCAAGCCAUGGUUGAGCUGAAAGAGGGUUGCAACCAUAUGACUUGCCGUUGUGGUGCUCAGUUUUGCAUGAUGUGUGGGUCGAAAUGGAAAGUCUGUGAUUGUCCCUCAUUCAGCUAUGAUUUAAACGAAGAAGACGAUUUCGGCCAUGUGCAGAUACACGUACCCAUGGUAAGCCGAGAACGUCUCGGAGGUGCUGACGGUCUCGCUCGCGGUGCACACCUUAGCUACGGGCAAGAACCACGACACUAUCGCGGACACCGAAACAGAGGUCGAAUUCAGAGACCGUUACAGCGUGAUGAUAAUGAUGAUUACGAUGAUGACGAAGACGACGACGACGAUGAUUAUCUUAAUGACACUGGCGAUGUUAUCGAUAUGGGAAAUGGGCCACCCCAUUUCUUGAAUAACGACUACCGAAGAAGAGCACAUAGUGCGGUUGCACCGCCCGUUCCUCCGCCUGCUGUACCGCCGCCACCACCUUCGGUCACGCUUGAACGCCAAAACUCUGGUGCCAAUUAUGUCUCCGGGGUAAAUAAAGCACGAGGUGUGCGGGCCUCUUCAAUGGAGAGGCGACUGGCAGAUAGGUUUUCAGAACAGCGCCAGAAUUCCAACUCCCGUCCUUUUGGUCCACCCAUCCCACCUUCCACUGCUCCUCCUAUGGGUAUGGGCCUUCCACCACUUCGUCCGAACCCCAUGGUUCCAAGUCCCAUCUCUCGACGCCACACAAUGGACGACGACUUGUACGACCUCCCCUUUGAUCCCCGGUAUGCGUCGCACUCUAUACCUCGAAGACACCCACCCCAUAACUACAUGGACGACUUCGCUGUACACGCACCUAUGGGCCGACGACGCUUUCGCCAGAUGGAACCACCGAAGCCUUCAGAGCUUGCUGGACUCACAGGACCGGGCAGUGGUAUGAACCGAGUAUACGAAUGGGUGAAUCACGUUGACCCAUAUCCCCCAGACAACCAAACAGUUGCGUGAAACAACAAGCAGCAUUUCUUGCUCCUGAUAGGCUCGCGUCGACGCACACUCGUUUCACGUUACGCUAAAAUAAACGUUCUUUUAUGCCGAAU
Molecule: messenger RNA, 2001 nt
Organism: Xylaria bambusicola
Lineage: Eukaryota; Fungi; Ascomycota; Sordariomycetes; Xylariales; Xylariaceae
Exons: 3
Coding region: 257-1909 (550 amino acids)
Biological process (GO): positive regulation of proteasomal ubiquitin-dependent protein catabolic process; ubiquitin-dependent protein catabolic process; protein polyubiquitination
Cellular component (GO): ubiquitin ligase complex; cytoplasm
Molecular function (GO): zinc ion binding; ubiquitin protein ligase activity; ubiquitin conjugating enzyme binding
Source: RefSeq, a predicted model, not a curated record